CCCUUAUUAAUCAAUUUCUCAAAAAGUCACCUUUUUUUUAAAGAAUACAAUUUUGUCAGAGAAUAUUCAAAUUAUAAAUAUGCCACUAAAAAGUUAAGAUAAUUAACACUAAAUAUGGUUAGAAGUAAGAUAAUUGGUGGAUACGCAAACUUUAUUGCAAGGUAUCCAUUCAUUAAUGUAAUUAUUAUUGUUAUGAUUAUAUUAGGUUGUUCUAUUCGGGUUUGUUUACGUUACGAUUUUCCCAACUUUGAUGAUCCAACAAUUGGAUUUGAGACAAGAGGAACAAAGAUAAAAUCUCAAAUGAUAGCCGCCGAUCAUUUAAUAAAUAAAACAAAGUCUCAAAAAGUACUUUAUAGGAAGCCUUUAACGAAUGAGAAAUUCCAUGAUGAUAAUGAUUUUAGUAUGGAAUCGAUUCCACCGUCUUUCAACUUAGCAACAAAUAUUUCAACAAGCGAAGAUUCAACUUGUCUUCUUAAUUUGCAGAAAUUUUAUUGUAAUAUCUCUUAUUGUUGUUCAUUUAACAUUAAUCUUUAAAAGUAAUAACAAACUAAGUAACUUUUUAGAUAAUCCUUAUAAGAAAUAUCCUAAAUUUAUAUUUGCACCCGAAGCUGUGUUUAAUCGACAUAAUAUUGAUAUGUUUACAUCUGAUCAUAUAAAGGAUAUAUGCCUAUUUGAAGAUGAGUAUUAUAGAAAUACAAAAUACUAUGUUACACCGUUAUGCUAUAAUGUAACAACUAGACUUUCCUAUCCCUGUAAAUGUCGGGGACAUUCAAUUGCAGCCUAUAUGGCUGCUAUUAAAAAAAAAGAAUGCCUGCAAUUAACUCAAGAAGAUGUUAGUGAAGUAAAAGAAUUAUUUAAAUAUUGUGCUGAUUAUUACAGUAGCGGGCAAUUAGUUGGUGAUUGUUCGAAUAUAUCGAAUAGAACGACUUGUAUAAAUGUUCCUGUCGUUUGUCAAGAGGGAAAAACUGCUCUUGCUCUUUUUCAAAUAUAUCAUUAUCUCGUUGAUUCAGAUUAUUUAAAAAAUAACUCGGACAAAUUACAAUAUAUUCAAUAUAUUGGCUAUUCGUAUAAACCUAACUUUACCGAUAUGAGAAACUAUUAUAAAGAUAAUUUAGAGGUACCAAUCGAUCUCUUAGAUUUUAUCGGGUUCCGAAAGAUAAGGCUUGUUGGUUUGAAUUUAGGAAUAAAACAUGCAUUCUUUCAAGAAAUUGUAGUUAGAGAUGUACUGUGGACUGGAGUUGGAUUUUUUCUAGUAUUGAUUCUAAUAGCAGUAUAUCUUAAAUCAUCGAUAAUGAUGGUAGCUACCUUUCUUGAUAUUAUUUUUAGUUUUGUAAUUGGAUAUUAUAUCUAUCACGAUAUACUUGGUUUUAAAUUCUUUCCAUUUAUGAAUCUUCUCUCCUUAUCAACUUUGGUUGCGAUUGGCGCCGAUGACGUAUUCGUAUUCUGCGAUACUUGGCGGCAAGAGGAAAUGUUAUUAAGAAAUAGGAAUAUAUCUAAAUUACCUAUAUGGAAAUAUCACGCCAAAAUAAUAGAAAAUACCGUCGUUCAUGCUACAGUAGCUAUAUUAGUAACAAGCUUUACAACGGCGGCUGCUUUUUUCACUAAUUACAUAUCAGAGAUAUUGGCUAUAAGAUGUUUCGGAAUUUUUUCGGGGAUAGUAGUUCUCUCAAAUUUUGUAUUAAUGAUCACCUUUAUACCGCCAAUUAUGGUUCUAUCCAAAAAGUAUGGAAAUAGUUGUUUCUGUAGGUGUUGCGAUUCAAAUAGUUCAGUUAAUAAUAGUCCCCUGACGAGUCUUCGCGAAAAUUACUCAUUGAAUGAGUCUAACGCAAAAGACGAUAGUGCUAAUACAAAGAAAGAGUGCUGUCAACACUUUCCAGGUGAAAAUGGUAGAUGCUCAACCAAUCACAAUUCGAUUAAAGAAGUAAGAAGUCAACCGAAAUAUCGUUUUAGCAUUUCUAGUUGGAUAAGCCCUAAUCCUAAUCUAUCACUCUCGUCAGCUAAAAUUCAAGCUCUAAAGUGCAAAAAACUUUUCAACAAUUUCUUUGACAAUACAUUAUUUAACUUUAUUUCUAAAUAUCCAAAAAUCUUUGUAAUAGUCUUUCAAAUUCUUGGUUAUUUGGGUAUAUUUGUUGUAUUUGUCUAUCCAAAAUUAGAUUUACCCGAGACAGCUUAUGUACAGCUCUUUCGAAAAUCCUUUCCAAUGGAGGCAUAUGAAAAAGACAUUCAAUUCAAAUUUAACUAUGUCCGAGAACUAUUCGAAGGAUCUAAGAAGGGCUUCUCAAUUCACGUGAUAUUGGGAAUUGUUCCAACAGAUAAUGGCGAUCAUUUUAAUCCUAAAGAUAGAGGAUUCUUAAAAUUAGACGCCUCUUUUAAUUUUAAUGAUAAAACAGUAAGACAGUCUUUAAAUGAAUUUUGCAAAGAACUAAAAGCAGUUGAAUUUGCAACGAAAGAUUUAAAAUAUAAAAAAUGCUUUAUUAAUAAAGUCGAAGAAAUUCUCAACUUGGACUGUAAUUGCAGUCAUUAUUUGAAUUGCAGCAAUUUAAAUAGAACUGAUUGUUGUCAUAGAUACGAAUAUUUUAAAGAAUUGGAUAUUAACUAUUGUUAUGCUAAAGCUAUGAAAGAAUUGUAUGAUAAGAACAAAAUCAACGAAAUAUUUGGGUUUCCCUAUUUUGAUGAUUUAUCAAAGAUUAGGGCAAUUGAAUUUAGAUUUCAAGCCAAUCAGACGUUUUCUCUAAACUAUAGAGAUAUGAAAAAGAUUAUUAAACCUAUUCAAGAUUCAGUAAAAACCCUUUGUAUUAAACAUUUGAAAUUCUUAGGAGAAUCCUGUUUUGUAACCGCUCGCCUAGAUUUCUAUGAUAUUCAAAAAUCCCUACAGUCGGGAACCUUUCUAGCUGUUGCUGUAUCACUAGCGAUCUCAACAGGAGUUAUGUUAUUAACUUCGCUGAAUGUCCUUAUUACACUCUAUGCAAUGUUUACGGUAGGUUUAUCCAUUUUUGCAACUAUGGCAAUAUUAGUCCUAUUCGGGUGGAAACUAAAUGUAUUAGAGUCAACAACAGUAGCUGUAGCUGUGGGCUUGUCAAUAGACUUUUCCUUGCACUACGGGGUAGCGUAUCGACUCUCUAAUAAUACAAAUAGAGUUGAUAGGGUUCACGACUCAUUUAAAAGAGUAGGUACAGCUGUAUUUAUGGCUGGUGUUACAACUUUUACAACUGGCUUAUGGAUGAUGCCAAGUAAAAUUUUAGCAUACAACCAAAUGGGAGAAUUUCUCAUGACUGUAAUGGUAAUUUCUUGGCUAUUUUCCACUUUUUUUAUGCAAAGUGUAUGUUACUUAUUUGGACCGGAAGGCAAUUUUUUACAAUUACCAUCAUGGUUUGCAAUGUUAGACAUGUGCUCAAAGAAAUUUAAAAGCUGUAUUAACUAUACAAAUUCUUACUUUAUAAUACUGAAAAAAGAGGACAGCAAGGAAUUUGUAGAACAUAUUCCUAAUAGUAAAAAAUCAAGUACAAAAAUAAUUUUUGAAGAUGAUCCUGAUUGUACUGAAAAAAUAUUGGCUAUUGAAGAUAUUAAUUGA
Molecule: messenger RNA, 3571 nt
Organism: Dimorphilus gyrociliatus
Lineage: Eukaryota; Metazoa; Annelida; Polychaeta; Dinophilidae
Source: the annotation of a GenBank genome assembly